UGUAAAUAAAAAUCUUAAGUAAACUACCGCUAUAAUCUAAGUUAUAUUGAAGCAAAAAAGAGUCUUUUCGUUGUUUAAGCGUUUUUAGGAAGAUGGAUUAUGUAAUUGGAUUGGAUGGAUACUGUAUUUUGGAUGAAUUGGAUGGAUACUUUAAAUAAGCAGCAAAAGAAUGGUUAAAGUUAGUUUAUAUAUAUAUGACUUAUCAAAAGGAAUGGCUAGCCAACUUUCUCUACCUUUACUUGGAAAAAAAAUUGACGGUAUUUGGCAUACAUCAAUUGUUGUUUUUGACAAAGAAUAUUUUUUUGGAGGAGAUGGAAUAUCAGACUGCACUCCAUGUGGCACUAUACUUGGGCCACCUGAUGAGACUAUAAUACUUGGUGAAACAACUAUCUCAAAAAAUGUUUUUCAUGAAUAUUUGACAGGAUUGUCACAAAAAACCUUUAGUUCUGAAAAGUAUCACUUGUUUAAUCAUAACUGCAACACAUUUUCAAAUGAAGUAUCACAGUUUCUUACGGGUAAAAAAAUUCCAUCCUAUAUUACCAAUCUUCCUCUUGAAGUGAUGUCAACACCAUUUGGAGCAAUGAUAGGGCAGUUUUUUGAAAAUGUGCGUGUUCAACCUCAAAUUUCGGAUAAUUUUCAUGAGUUUGGGGGUUUGAGUAGCAGCAGUAGCGAAACAAAUCUUGAUCAUUACAUUGGAAGUGAUAGGCCAGCAAUUAGUGAAAUCAACAUGUCAGCAACAAAUGAAACUUUUAGCCAUACUGAAAUUAAACAUAAAUUAAAAAUAUAUGAGGAUAAUACAGAGUUUGUACAAUGUCUUAAUCACUUGAAACUAAACUUUGAAAACUGUUCAGCUACAUUGGAUAAACUUAGAGAUGUUGUUGAUGGGAUUGACUUUGGUUUUGAAGAAACAACAAGAAAAGAAAUUACUGUGACAUUAAGCUCUUUGUGUAAAGAAAUGAGAAGUGAAGAAAAUGAGUUUGUUGAAUCAUUCAAGUCACUUCUUGUUGUCCUAAGGUCUUGUGCUAUUGUUAUACCAAAGUUAUUUAAGUAUGCUGAAGGUGAUGAAGUUAUAUUGCAAGUGGUAAAUAAGCUUCAGCGUGGCAACUUUACUGAAAUAAAACUUUUGAGACUUCAAUUUAUUACAAAUUUGCUUAGUGUUUAUGAACUGCGCAAUCACUUGUUAGCCAUCAAUUCUCUGCUUCGCACCAUUGUUAACUUAGUUGUGUCUAGUAUUUUAGAUGGUCCAGGUGUAAAAAUUAAAGAAGCUGGAUGCUGCCUUGCUUACUCUUUGUCUAUUGUUAAAAUAAAUGAAGAUCACACGUUUGAAAUCUCGUCAGCUCUUUUACAUGUUAUUGCAGAUCUAACAGAAUCAACUGAAGCUAGAAAAUAUUGUAUCGAAGCAUUGAAAUGUUUUAUGAAAAAAAGUGAUCAGGUGUCGGAAUUAGCAAGUAUGAUAGUUCCCAGUAUUUAUGAAUUGGAGUUAAGAUGAGUGAAAAAUAGAUAUGCAAUCAUCGCAUGAAAAGAUAACGUCAGCAGAAAUGUGCAUGUAACAGAUCGAAAAUGAUCUAUAAAUAAAUUUCAAGUUUUUAGAUAGGGUAUUUAGAAUUUUUAUUAUAUUUUUGUUUUGAUUUUUUUAGUAAAAGAUUUCACUUGUUUACUUUUUUUUAAUAUUUAAUGAAUAAGCGAGACGUUGAGAGCCAGAGUGGCCUAACCCCACUACGGUUCAUUCUGAGAAAAUCGCAUUUAAAACUUUAUCAAGUAAUUAAAAAUAAUUAAAUUCAAAUUUUAAGAAAAAAAAAGAAUACUGAAAUAGAAAUCAGUGUGGUUAGGCCGCUUUGGCACAGGAAAAUAUGUUCAAAAAUGCCUUACGAUGAGACCAUAAAAUGCUUAUUGGAAAAAUAAGGGGUUAGGCCACUCUGGCUCUCAGCACCUCAAUUACACUAUCUUAACAUCCCCUUCCCCACCCCACCCCCUCCCACCCCUUCCUUAUCCCUCCAUUCUUCCUUUCUUUCUACCUUACAAUUUUCCAUUUUGUUUUGUUUUUAAACAUAAACGAAUGAAAUUUUUUGCUAUCCUUGUUAUAAGUAAAAUAUAAAAAAAAAAUUUUUUUAGAGCGUUAAAUAAAUUUUUUAUAAAUAUAUAAAUGCACAGUAAAAUAUUUAUUGGUAUAUUAAUAAUAGGAUUUUCAAAGUAUGUAGUUUUUUUCGUUUAAAUAUAUUUUCAUGUUGUUGCUCGUUUUUGUGGUUGCGCGUAUAUUGUACAAUUAUUACGUAUUAUGUACAAAGAAUUCUUGUUAUGUUCCAGAAACGUUUAACUAAAAAAGUAUGCAAUAUAUAUGGUGUGAAACUUUACCACGCGUAUUUAUGGAUAAAUUGUGAGCGCAUAUUUAUUUGCGAUCAUUAGUUCGCUUUUGUUUGCUUAUGUAAUAUGUUUUGGUUUACUUACGUAAUAUACUGUAUGUUUGCUUAUAUGUCUUUUUGAAUGGUGCACGGUAUAUAUUUUGUACGGUUUCCUUUGUUGAAUACAUUUUUGUUGCUUUGUCUGA
Molecule: messenger RNA, 2545 nt
Organism: Hydra vulgaris (swiftwater hydra)
Lineage: Eukaryota; Metazoa; Cnidaria; Hydrozoa; Anthoathecata; Hydridae
Biological process (GO): protein modification by small protein removal
Molecular function (GO): peptidase activity
Source: RefSeq, a predicted model, not a curated record